Molecule: messenger RNA, 4425 nt
Organism: Adineta steineri
Lineage: Eukaryota; Metazoa; Rotifera; Eurotatoria; Adinetida; Adinetidae
Source: the annotation of a GenBank genome assembly
AUGUUUGACGUGUAUAAAGGUUUGCUUUCCAAUGAUGAUCGUUCAAAACCCAAAGUUCUGUUUGCAUUUGGUGCUUUACUUGGAUUAUUUCUUAUAUCAACGAUUGUACUCGCUACUUUAUAUGGUCUUGAAAAGAAUAAAGCAUCAACUACAACUACCACAACUACCACAGUGAAUGAUGAAGCUUGUUUAACACCCUAUUGCAUUAAAGCAGCAAACUAUUUACUAGAAAGUAUUGAUGAGACAGUUGAUCCAUGUGAAGAUUUCUUUGAAUUUACAUGUGGAACAUGGUUAAAAAAUCAUAAGAUACCUGAUGAUGCUGGAUCUCAAGACACGUUCAAUGCUCUACGAACACAACUAGAUAGUGAUGUUGUUGAUAUCUUAACAUUGCCACUACCAAAUGAAAUGACCAAUAUUCAAUCUAUAAGAAAUGCACGUAUUUUAUAUGAUUCAUGCAAUAAUGAAACAAAUAUUGAAUCAGACGGUGUCAGUGCAAUAUUAUCUCUUGUUAAUAAUGAAUUUGGUGGUUGGCCGAUUCUACAAGGUUCAUCAUGGAAUGCUGCAUCAUUUAAUUUUUCGAAUUUAUUACUUAAACUACGAGAAUAUAGUAACAAUAUAAUAUAUAGUUGUGGUACAUCAACUGAUGACAGAAAUUCUUCUGUAUAUUAUAUUCGAGUAUCACAAAGUGAUUUAGCACUUGAACAACGAUCAAAUUAUAUUAAUGAAACAAAACUUGUUAGUGCUUAUCAAAAAUUUAUUCAAGAUUUUGCUGCAGCAUUCACUAAUGGUACAAAUACAAAUACAACAAUGAUUGUGCAGGAUGUUACAGAUAUUUAUAACUUUGAGAAAAGUAUUUCGAUACACCAUUUGACACCUGCAGAACAACGUGCAAGACAAAAUGAAACAGUUCGUACAACAAUUGGCAAUCUUUCUCAAACCUUUAGUACAAGUUUUGAUUUUACAAAUUAUUUACGACGAGUUUAUUCUUCAUCGGGUGUGACCUUGAAUGAUAAUGAUGUUGUAUCAAUAAGUGAAUUGGAUUAUUUAAGAAAUGCAUCAUCAAUUAUUAAUCAGACCCCAGCACGUACCAUCCAAAAUUAUUUUAUAUGGCGUUUUAUGAUGAAUAGAGUAUCAAGUAUGCCAAAACGUUAUCGAGCUACCAGAGAACCAUUUGAUCGUGAAUUUCGUGGUACAAGUAGUGAAAAAUCACGUUCAUUAACAUGUGGAAAUUAUGUUAAUGGGAACAUGGGUUUUGCUGUUUCGAAAGUUUAUAUAACAAGAUAUUUUGAUGAAAAUGCUAGAGCUCAGUCCUUAGAAAUGAUCAACAAUAUUCGAGAUGCUUUUAUUGAAAUGGUCAAAGACUCAACAUGGAUGGAUGCAACUUCAAAAGGUCGUGCCAUUGAAAAAGCAUUAGCAAUCGAUGAAAAAAUUGGUUAUCCAGAGUAUCUCAGUGGUAAUAAUAUAACGGAACUGGAAAAAAUGUAUGAAGAGUAUGGUUUUACUGAAUCAUAUGCACCUAACGUCUUAAAACUAUUACAAAUCAAAUCUAAAGAAGGUCUUUAUAGACUUCGUGAAAUUGUUGAUCGAAAAUCAUGGGGUACUAGUUCACCUACUGUUGUUAAUGCUUUUUACACGCCAUCAAAAAACCAAAUUAGUUUUCCCGCUGGUAUUCUUCAGAUGCCAUUUUUCAACAAAGAUGCACCUAAAUAUCUCAAUUAUGGUGGAAUUGGUGCUGUCAUUGGUCAUGAAAUUACUCAUGGUUUUGAUGAUAAUGGUCGUCAGUUUGAUAAAGAUGGUAAUCGUGUACUAUGGUGGACUCCUGAAACUAUCGAAAAAUUUAUCGAACGUAAAACAUGUAUUGUCGAUCAGUAUAGUAACUAUACUGUUGCUCAAAUCAAUCGCACAGUAAAUGGCAAUCAAACUCAAGGAGAAAACAUUGCUGAUAAUGGUGGAAUAAAAGAAGCAUUUUAUGCAUAUAAAAAGAUAUUAUCAUCAACAGAUGAUCUAAGUUUACCUGGUUUAAAAAAUUAUUCUAAUGAACAACUUUUUUUUAUCUGGUAUGCUCGAUUUCGUUGUUAUUGGGAAUACAAUGAUUAUCUAGCAUAUGUUAAACGAUUGAUUAAAAAGCAAUCAACUGGUCAUGCUAUCGAUGAGUUUCGAGUAAUUGGUCCAACAUCGAAUUUUCCUGAAUUUGAUCGAGUAUUUAAUUGUAAACCUGGACAAGGAAAUAGUCGAGUGAACAAAUGUACGGUUUGCAAAGUUCUGUUUGCAUUUGGUACUUUACUUGGAUUAUUUCUUAUAUCAACGAUUGUACUCGCUACUUUAUAUGGUCUUGAAAAGAGUAAAGCAUCGACAGUGAAUGAUGAAGCUUGUUCAACACCCUAUUGCAUUAAAGCAGCAAAUUAUAUACUAGAAAGUAUUGAUGAGACAGUUGAUCCAUGUGACGAUUUCUUUGAAUUUACUUGUGGAACAUGGUUAAAAACCCAUAAAAUACCUGAUGAUGCUGGAUCUCAAGAUACAUUUAAUGCUCUACGAACACAACUAGAUAGUGAUGUCGUUGAUAUCUUAACAUUAAAAUUACCAGAUGAAAUGACUAGUAUUCAAUCUAUAAAGAAUGCACGUAUUUUAUAUGAUUCAUGCAAUAAUGAAACAAAUAUUGAAUCAGACGGUGUCAAUGCAAUAUUAUCUCUUGUUAAUAAUGAAUUUGGUGGUUGGCCGAUUCUACAAGGUUCAUCAUGGAAUGCUGCAUCAUUUAAUUUUUUGAAUUUAUUACUUAAGCUACGAGAAUAUAAUAAUAAUAUAAUAUAUCGUUGUGAUACAGAAACUGACGAAAAGAAUUCUUCUGUAUAUUACAUUGGGGUAUCACAAAGUGAUCUAGCACUUGACCAACGAUCAAAUUAUGUUGGUGAAUCAAAACUUAUUACUGCGUAUCAACAGUUUAUUCGAGAUUUUGCUUUAUUAUUAACUAAUGAUACAACAACAAUUCAACAGGAUGUUACAGAUAUUUAUAACUUUGAGAAAAGUAUUUCAAUACACCAUUUGACACCUGCAGAACAAAGUGCUAAGCACAACGAAACAGUUCGUACAACAAUUGGUAAUCUUUCUCAAACCUUCAGUACAAGUUUUGAUUUUACAAAUUAUUUACGACACGUUUAUUCUUCAUCAGGUGUGACCUUGAAUGAUAAUGAUAUUGUAUCAAUAAGUGAAUUGGAUUACUUAAGAAAUGCAUCAUCAAUUAUUAAUCAGGCUUCAGCACGUACCAUACAAAAUUAUUUUAUAUGGCGUUUUAUGAUGAAUAGAGUAUCAAAUAUGCCAAAACGUUAUCGAGCUACCAGAGAGCCAUUUGAUCGUGAAUUUCGUGGUACAAGUAGUGAAAAGCCACGUUCAUUGACAUGUGGAAAUUAUGUUAAUACGAAUAUGGGUUUUGCUGUUUCGAAAGUUUAUAUAACAAGAUAUUUUGAUGAAAAUGCCAAAGCUGAGUCCUUAGAAAUGAUCAACAAUAUUCGAGAUGCUUUUAUUGAGAUGGUCAAAGACUCAACUUGGAUGGAUGAAACUUCAAAAGGUCGUGCUAUUGAAAAAGCAUUAGCAAUUGAUGAAAAAAUUGGUUAUCCAGAUUACUUGAGUAGUAGUAAUGUAACAGAACUGGAAAAAAUGUAUGAAGAGUAUAACUUUACUGGUUCAUAUGCAAAUAAUGUCUUAAAAGUAUUACAAUUAAGAUCCAAAGAAAGUCUUCGUAGCCUUCGUGAAACUGUUGAUCGAAAAUCAUGGGGUACUUAUAGUCCACCUACUGUUGUUAAUGCCUUUUAUAUGCCAUCAAAAAAUCAAAUUGUCUUUCCAGCUGGUAUUCUUCAAAUGCCAUUUUUCAACAAAGAUGCACCUAAAUAUCUCAAUUAUGGUGGAAUUGGUGCUGUCAUUGGUCAUGAAAUUACUCAUGGCUUUGAUGAUACUGGUCGUCAAUUUGACAAAGAUGGUAAUCGUGUACUAUGGUGGACUCCUGAAACUAUCGAAAAAUUUGUUGAACGUAAAACAUGUAUCGUAGAUCAAUACAGUAACUAUACUGUUGCUCAAAUCAAUCGCACACUAAAUGGUGAUCAAACUCAAGGAGAAAAUAUUGCUGAUAAUGGCGGAGUAAAAGAAGCAUUUUAUGCCUUUCAAAAAUGGGCAAGAGAAAAUGGAGAUCUUAAUAAAAAAUUACCUGGCUUGAAGAAGUAUUCAACUGAACAACUGUUCUUUAUGAAUUAUGGACAAAUUUGGUGUUCGAAAAUGACUGAUGCAAAUGCAUUGAAUAGAGUUCAAACAGGUGUUCAUUCACCUGGAAGAUUCAGAGUAAUUGGUCCACCAUCGAACUUUGCUGAAUUUGAUCGAGUAUUUAAUUGUAAACCUGGACAAGGAAAUAGUCGAGUGAACAAAUGUACGGUUUGGUAA